AGGGGCUCCACGGAUGCUCAGGAAGCUCUCCCUGGUAAGCAGAAUGCUGACUGUUCCCUGAAAGAAGGGGCCUUUUACUUAAGAUCUAGGGUAAUGGACUACUGUAAGCAAUUCGGUAGGAUUUAAUUCAAGCUUAUUUCACCAAACCUUAUCUGCGUGGAUUAAAACUGACUAGAGGCAUCAGCACCGUCUGGACUGCAUCUGAACAAUGGAGACAGAUCUAACAAAAACGCCAGAAAAAAGGCAAGUAGUUUUUCUUACUAUGUUGUUGUUUUUGUGGGAGUCUGGCACCGAGGCAAUUAGAUACUCCAUGCCAGAAGAAUCAGAGACUGGCUACUUGGUGGCUAACCUGGAAAGAGAUCUGGGGCUCAGGGAGGGGGAGCUGGCCUCUAGAGGGGCACGAAUCCAUCACAGAGGAAACAAAGAGCUCUUGGGGCUGGAUGCAGAGACCGGGAAUUUGCUAUUAAAGGAAAAGCCAGAUCGCGAGGUGCUGUGUGGGGCGACAGACCCCUGUGUGCUGCACUUCCAACUCAUACUGGAUAACCCUGUGCAGUUCUUCCAAACAGACCUGCAGAUCACAGAUGUAAACGACCAUUCUCCGGAGUUCCCUGACAGAGAAAUGCUCCUGAAAAUUCAAGAAAUCGCCCAGCCAGGGACCGUGUUUCCUCUGAAGGUAGCUCAGGACUCUGACAUAGGGAGCAAUGCUGUUCAGAACUACACUGUCAGCCCCAACCUCCAUUUCCAUGCGGUCACUCACAGUCGCGCUGAUGGCAGGAAAUACCCAGAACUGGUGCUGGACAGAGCCCUGGACAGGGAGGAGCAGCCUGAGCUCACUUUGACCCUCACUGCUGUGGAUGGAGGGUCUCCGCCCAGGUCUGGGACCACCACAGUUCGCAUUGAAGUCGUGGACAUCAAUGACAACUCCCCCCAGUUCCUACAGCCGCUCUAUGAGGUGCAGGUCCCUGAGAACAGCCCCCUUGGUGCCUUAGUUGUCGCGGUCUCUGCCAGGGAUUUAGAUGCUGGGAUACAUGGGAAUGUAGUCUACUCUCUGUUUCAAGGUGGUGGAGCUUCUCAACCGUUUGUAAUAGACGAGGUCACAGGAGAAAUCCGUCUUAAAGGGGCUUUGGACUUUGAGUCAACACCCUACUAUAACAUGGAAAUUAUAGCCACAGACAGUGGAGGCCUUUCAGGAAAAUGCAGUGUAACUAUUCAGGUGUUGGAUGUGAAUGACAAUGCUCCUAAACUCACCAUAUCUUCGCUCACUGCUUCAAUCCCAGAAAAUGCUCCUGAGGCUGUAGUCGCUGUCUUCAGUGUUUCUGACCCAGAUUUCGGGGACAGUGGAAGGAUGGUGUGUUCCAUUCAGAAUGAUCUUCCAUUUCUUUUGAAGCCCACAUUCGAGAAUUACUACACUUUAGUGACAGAGGGAGCACUGGACAGAGAGAGCAGAGCUGAGUACAACAUCACUAUCACAGUCACCGACCUGGGCACACCCAGGCUCACAACCCAGCACACCAUAACAGUGCAGGUGUCUGACGUCAACGACAACGCCCCCGCCUUCACACAAACCUCCUACACCCUGUUUGUCCAGGAGAACAACAGCCCUGCCCUGCACAUAGGCACCAUCAGCGCCACAGACUCAGACUCAGGCUCCAAUGCCCGCAUCACCUACUCGCUGCUGCCCAGCCACUACCCGCAGCUGGCCCUGGACUCGCUCAUCUCCAUCAAUGCCGACAACGGGCAGCUGUUUGCGCUCAGGGCGCUGGACUAUGAGGCCCUGCAGACCUUCGAGUUCCGCGUGGGCGCCACAGACCAAGGCUCGCCCGCUCUCAGCAGCCAGGCUCUGGUGCGCGUGCUCGUGCUGGACGCCAACGACAAUGCGCCCUUCGUGCUCUACCCGCUGCAGAACGCAUCUGCGCCCUGCACAGAGCUGCUGCCCAGGGCGGCGGAGCCAGGAUACCUGGUCACCAAGGUGGUGGCAGUGGACCGCGACUCUGGCCAGAACUCCUGGCUGUCAUUCCAGCUGCUCAAGGCCACAGAGCCAGGGCUGUUCAGCGUGUGGGCUCACAAUGGCGAGGUGCGCACCUCCAGGCUGCUGAGUGAGCACGAUGCUCCCAAGCACAGGCUGCUGCUGCUUGUCAAGGACAAUGGCGACCCUCCCAGGUCUGCCAGUGUCACUCUGCAUGUGCUGCUGGUGGAUGGCUUCUCUCAGCCCUACCUGCCUGUGCCCAAGGCGGCGCACGACCUCACACAGGACAAAGACUCACUCACACUGUACCUGGUCAUCGCCUUGGCAUCUGUGUCUUCACUCUUCCUCUUAUCUGUGCUGCUGUUCGUGGGGGUGAGGCUGUGCAGGAGGCUCAGGCAGACCUCACUGGGUGGCUGCUCUGUGCCUGAGGGAUACUUUCCUGGUCACCUGGCGGAAGUCAGUGGCACAGGAACCCUGGCUCAGAGCUACCAGUAUGAGGUGUGCCUUACUGGAGACUCUAGAACCACAGACUUCAAAUUCUUUAACCCCAUUAUUCCCAAUAAUCUGCUCGGGAUCUGUAGGUAAGUUCCAGUGUCUGAGAGCCCGAGGUUUCAAUAACCGAAUCAGGAUUAGUUGCUUGGCUAUUAAUAUUUACAUUUGCAUUAAAUAAUCUUUCCUUGAGUCUACAUAUUUCUAUGUUGAUUUUAUUCUGUUUUUUAUAUUGGUGUGUUUUUUUCUUUUUGGGUCCUGGGGCUCCUGUUAGUUAGUGAACAAUAAUGCAUCUUUAUUGUUCACUAACUCGGGAGGGGGAUAUAUAGCUGCUGUAUUCUCUGGUCAUUUGAAUUAGUGUUCUUAAGAUCUCAUUUCUUUCUCUUCAUUAUUGAGAGGAUGUAUUUCUUCAACACUCACUUCAAAUUGUAUCCUGUUGAGGCUAUUCAUAUAACUUGCUGUGUAGUAUUCAUGUUGAUUUUCACUUUCACCACAGCUUGUUAACUGUGCAUUGUACGGCGUUCACUGCGACAUUUUCAGAGCUAUGCAUGCUAACCCUUGAUAGCAAUUCCCAUCACCCUCCCAAUGCCUGUUUGCUUUCACGGGCUUCUUGUCUUUUAGAGGGUGAUUAUUUAGCUUAAAUGAUCUGCAGUUCCAUGUCCCUGAAAAUGACAUUUUCAUUAUUGAUGUGUCAAUAAAGUAACUCCUUUACCCAGGCAUGUGUUUUCCUCACUCACACUUCUGUUAUAAUGGUAACACACCAUUGUGUACAGCUAAUGAAGUGUGUGCAUAACACAGUCAUCUGUCAUAGGUUUACAUCUUUCAUACAUACAGAAGUAGUGUGUUGUUAAAAUGAUCUUUGCUGAUGGUCACAAUCAGUAGUUCAAGACCUUAUUUGCUUAUGUACAGGCCAAUAUUGCUUCUAAAAUGUACCAUAAAUAAUGUUGCUUGACCUAAGCCAUUCCAAGUGACUGAGUUUGCUUUCACUUUGUGUGGGAGCUACCUGAUGAGGCAUGUGUUAUGUUGAUUUGUAAAUGCUGGAUAUAAAUGAGGGUACAUUAAACUUUCAACAAAAUGUG
Molecule: messenger RNA, 3534 nt
Organism: Mesocricetus auratus (golden hamster)
Lineage: Eukaryota; Metazoa; Chordata; Mammalia; Rodentia; Cricetidae
Product: protocadherin beta-6
Exons: 1
Coding region: 209-2551 (780 amino acids)
Biological process (GO): homophilic cell-cell adhesion
Cellular component (GO): plasma membrane
Molecular function (GO): calcium ion binding
Source: RefSeq, a predicted model, not a curated record